UAUAAAAGUUGGCGUUUCAUUAGAGGAUUUAGCGGUUAAAUUUGCUUGUAGCGAAAUACAUUACUUAUACUUCAAAAAUAAACUUGAAAGAUGGAUGUCGAGUUGCCCUACAUGGUAGAAUAUUCAAAAACAGGUCGAGCUUCUUGUAAAGGAUGCAAAACUCUCAUUCCAAAGGAUGUUGUAAGGAUUGCUGUGAUGGUUCAGUCCGCCUUUCAUGAUGGGAAAACGCCAAAUUGGUUUCACAAGGAUUGCUUUUUUAAGAAGCAAAAGCCGGCUUCUGUGGGGGAUAUUAAGAACUUUGAAAAUUUGCGAUUCGCAGACCAAACUGAAAUUAAGGAAAUGAUUGGGUCUGGACCAGUAGUUGUUGCCAGCAAAUCGGGCAAACGUUCGAAGGCCGAACAGGCCGCACUUAAAGAUUUUAGUAUUGAGUACUCAAAAUCAAGUCGCGCAGGAUGUCGUGGCUGUGAGUUAAAAAUAAACAAGGACGAAAUUAGGGUAUCAAAAACCGUUUACGAUACUGAAGUUGGAAUGAAAUACGGCGGGCAAAAGGUUUGGCAUCAUUUGGAGUGCUUUGCCCAAAUGCGCACCGAUAUCGGGUGGUUUGAUAGUGGUGAAAAUCUACCCGGAUAUAAGUCAUUGAAAAAGGAGGAUAAGGAACUAGUCUUAAAGACUCUACCAGUGCUUAAAUCUGAAGAUAUGCCUGAAGUCAAGAAGCCAAAACUGGAACCAAAUAUAGAAGCCGAGGAAAAAGAAAAGAUGAAGAAACUACAGAAACAAAAUGAUGUUCUGUUUAAAUAUCGGGAUAAUAUAAAGAAAGAAAUGAAAAAGCACGAUAUUGAAAAGUUAUUGAGAUAUAAUACACAGGAGCCCAUUCCUGGUGACUCGGAAAAGCUGCUAGAUCAAGCAGCAGAUCUAAUGGCCUUUGGCGCUAUAAAGCCCUGUCCGGAGUGCAAGAGUACUCAAUUCAUAUUCAACAAAUCUGGUUAUUCUUGCAAUGGAAAUAUCUCUGAAUGGACCAAAUGCACGCAGCUAUUAACUGAGCCCAAACGCACUGCAUGCAAAAUCCCAGAUGAAUUGAAGUCCGAGUAUAGUUUUUUGAGUUCCUACAAAAAAAAACCCGAAACGCGUAUUAUUCAGUACAUUCCUCCAAGUGCAGCAACUAUUGCUAAGGACAUUGCCAUAAAGAAAAAUCCAGAUGAACUUGAUGGUCCUAAAGUUAAACGAGAAAAGCCUGCGCUAUAUAACUUUAAAUUCUCAGUUGUGGGCUUAAAGGAAGAAGAGGAGGAAAUUAAAAAACGAAUCGUUAAGCUGGGAGGAAAGUGUGACAGCAAGAUCACAGACGGCACCAUUGCUGUGAUUUCCACAGAAAAAGAAGUAAAAAAGUUGAGCUCUCGUAUAACUAAAGCGAAGGAGCUUGGCAUACACAUAGUUCCUAUGAAGUACCUUGAUUGCGUCGAGUCUGACAGCAGUGGCGCCCUCAACUUUAUAAGCAGUAUGACCCUUUGUGACUGGGGAACAGACCCAGCCGCUCGAUUGCCUCAAGAUGAAAUAAAGAGCUCGAAGUCAAAGAGUAUUUACACAAAGUCGGUACCAAAGUCGGUUACUCUUAAAAUGAAGAAUGGACUGGUAGUUGACCCCGGGAGUGGUCUGGAAAAUGUUGCGCACGUCUAUGUCAAAGGUGACGAUAAAUAUAACGUUGUACUUGGCUUAACCGACAUACAACGAAACAAAAAUUCGUUUUAUAAACUACAACUUUUGGAGGCCGACACGAAAAAUAAGUAUUGGGUCUAUCGGUCUUGGGGUCGUAUUGGCACAACUAUUGGCAACUCAAAACUGGAGGACUUCCAUUCACUAAUCGAUGCUAAGCAAUGCUUUUUCGAUGUGUAUGCAGAUAAGACAGGCAAUGAUUUUAGGAACAGGAAUAAUUUUGUCAAAAUGCCGGGUCGAAUGUAUCCGAUUGAUGUUCAAUACGAUGCGGGUGAUGAAUCAAAACAAUCUAAGUUUGAUAAUAUUCCAUCUAAACUGGAUCCUGCGGUUCAGAAAUUAGUACAGCUUAUAUUCGAUGUCGACACUAUGAAAAAAACAAUGAUGGAAUUUCACAUAGAUAUGGAAAAAAUGCCAUUGGGCAAACUGAGCUUGAAGCAAAUUCAGUCAGCGUAUACUGUUGUCAAUGAAAUUUACGAGUUGAUUCAGCUAAGCGGGUCCAAUGCUAGAUUUAUUGAUGCCACUAAUCGGUUCUACACAUUGAUUCCUCACAGCUUCGGAGUCCAUGCGCCACCGUUGAUUGAAACCAUAGAGCAGGUGGAGAGCUUAAGGCAAAUGUUGGAUUCGUUGUCUGAGAUUGAGAUUGCUUACAAUUUAAUAAAGCACGAAGAUACUUCGGAGGAAAAGAAUCCAUUAGACAAGCAUUACGAAAAGUUGAAAACACAACUGGAGCCGAUCGAUAAAAAGAGUGACGAGUUUAAGCUACUCAAAAAUUACGUGCAGAAUACGCAUGCAUCUACACAUAGUUCAUACGAGCUGGAAAUAAUUGACGUCUUUAAGGUAGCCCGUCAAGGUGAAGCUCGUCGGUUUAAGCCAUUCAAGAAGCUACAUAAUCGAAAAUUGCUUUGGCACGGUUCGCGUCUGACAAACUUUGUGGGAAUUUUGUCUCACGGCUUGAAAAUUGCGCCACCCGAAGCCCCACCAACAGGCUAUAUGUUUGGCAAGGGCAUUUAUUUCGCAGACAUGGUGUCCAAGUCGGCCAAUUAUUGUUGCACCAGUCAGCAGAACUCUACAGGUCUUAUGAUGCUGUCCGAAGUGGCCUUGGGCGACAUGAUGGAAUGCACGGCUGCCAAGUAUGUAACCGAGCUGCCCAAGGGCAAACACAGCUGCUUUGGCCACGGCCGCACGAUGCCCGAUCCCAAAGAGUCGCAUUUUCGAGAUGAUGGAGUUGAAAUACCUCUGGGAAAGCCCAUCACCGAUGAUAAGUUAAAGUCUUCGUUGUUGUACAAUGAGUUUAUUGUGUAUGACAUUGCACAGGUCAAUAUACAAUACUUGUUCCGCAUGGAAUUUAAAUAUAAAUAUUGAAUGUUGUUGUGUGUUAAAUGAAUAUUAAA
Molecule: messenger RNA, 3098 nt
Organism: Drosophila arizonae
Lineage: Eukaryota; Metazoa; Arthropoda; Insecta; Diptera; Drosophilidae
Gene: Parp1
Product: Poly-(ADP-ribose) polymerase
Biological process (GO): double-strand break repair; protein poly-ADP-ribosylation
Cellular component (GO): nucleolus; nucleus
Molecular function (GO): DNA binding; zinc ion binding; NAD binding
Source: RefSeq, a predicted model, not a curated record